Messenger RNA from Platichthys flesus (European flounder), 3839 nucleotides. RefSeq lists its product as uncharacterized. Bases 1323 to 2240 code for a protein of 305 amino acids. The record is from RefSeq and is a predicted model, not a curated record. The transcript has 9 exons. NCBI's taxonomy places the organism in Eukaryota, Metazoa, Chordata, Actinopteri, Pleuronectiformes, Pleuronectidae.
GUUAGCAAGACUGCGAGAGAGAGGUCGGGUCGUCGGGUUCCCUCAGCUGCUGCAGCCGGACUGGGUCGCACUGGGAUCGGGCAGAGAGAUGAGCAGGGACCGGGCUCUUCCUAUCGGUGGUGUUCCGGCGAUGGAGAAAAUUCCUUCCCCCUCCCAAACCCAAAGCUGUGGCUGGAGGGAGGGAAUUCCUGCUGCAUGCAUCUGAGUCAUCGGCGGAUGUCGUCCAGGGACGAGAGUCUGCUCCCAAACAGCUGCUCCUCAUAGGUCAGCAGCUGACGAAGGAAGUUCACGUUGGGUGCCGUGCCGGCCCUCCUUCAUCCAGCUCAGGGCAUGAAGCAGGGACUUAAAAAGUUGAAAGUUUAUCUAAAGUCGUUCCAAGUGUUGGCUACAGUCAUGAAAACAAAAUUUGAAUGUUUCAUCCUGUGCACAUAGAGAUGAUUUACUUAUAAACUGCUGAGUUUUUAAUGUGUCAUGAUGCCUGUUUCAUUAAGUGAUCACAUGCUGUCUUUGUAAACUCAACACACCGCUAAGUUUGAUGAAAACAUUUAUCUAGCUUAAUAACUUAUUUAGCUAAAUUGUGUUUUUCUUCUUGAUAACUGCUAUUCAACUGCCACAGUGAGUUUAAUGAAACAAGUUGGCAGACUGUGAAGGGUAAGUGAAGAAUAUUAACACACAUAACAGUGUAUACAUGUUUCCACACAUGACUGGUCACCGUCUUAAAUUAUAUUGUUUGUGUUUUGUGAUGUUCAACCAGGUGGAAUGACACACAGAGGUGUAACUAAAAGCCUUUGAGGGCUACAAGAGGCUUUUUGCUAUUGUGUCCUGGAUCAGUCAGGGUGCUCACGCUGCUACUGUGUUUGUCUGAGCUGCAGAGAGCACAGGCCCCCAUCCUCUCGGUCUGUUGGGUUUGUUUACUUAAGACGACCCUCUCUCAUGCAGCUAUGUGGCCGGUGGACUCCAUGAUGGCCUGUGUAGCUACAGAGGGAUCCAGACAUGAGGUGGGGGGGAGUCGGGUGUGGGGGAGCAGGGAAAAGCUGGAGACGGACUAUCAGGAAUGUCACAAACAGGUGGUGAAGCUGAGAGGAAGCAGAGCCAGGAUUUGCUCACUUCCAAGGAAGAGAUUGCCACUGUGAUUGUGGGAAAACAAACUGACUGGGACCAAAGUCCAUGGGGACGAGGUCUGGAUACACAUGAGGUGGUGACAGGACGGCAGUGACAGUCCCUCAGAAGUGAUGACUGGAUCAUAAAGAUGAAAUAUGCCUUUUUGAGGAAAUCUUGAUGAUCCCUUCGUCCCAACAGGAAAAUCUUCACAGAAUGACAGCAUGUCUUUCAGUUCAUGGAGUUGGAGGCGAGGACGUUGUGCCUCGGCAGCGAGGAGUCUCUCAUUAAAUCACGCUCUGAGGCCCCUGGUUCCCGUCCUCUGCCUGGUGGUGCUGGUGAUAUAUGGCCUGGCUGACAAACUCAGAACCUUUGUGGCCGGCAUCUUCAUCCCUCAGUACCAUUACCCCUACGCUGUGGCUCUGUGCUUUGGUCAGGUUCUGAUCUCCUUGUCAGUCUUAAAUCUCCUCCACGUCCUGGGUCUGGUGCCUCUGAAGCGUUACUCCAGGUCUCUGGGUGAGAGGGUGUUGGUGCCGGCUAUCUGUAGCAGCAUCCACACCGUGCUGGCUACGUGGGCCCAAGCCAGCAGUGCGUAUUCUGGCCUCUUCCCCACCACUCUGCCGCUGCUGCCCCUGCUAACUGUCGGCUUUAGUUUUGCCCUGAAGCUGACAUCCCUGCCCUCUCUCCACAUCUCUGUUCUGAUCUCCAUCCUGACUGGGACCUCUCUCGUAGCCACAGUUUCCAAAGGUCUCUCGGUUGUUGAUCCUCUGGAAUACUUGUAUGCACCUCUGGCUUUAAUCCUCCACAGUCUCUCUCUGACCUGGCUGGCCAAAGUGUCCGAAGCCGUGCACCCCCACUCCCCCGAUGCCCAAUCGUCCAUCUUUGACAUCUACUACGCCCAGUUGGUGAACCAGAGCUGGGUGCUGGGCCUCCUGUGGCUGCUGCACCCAGACAGGCCCUGGCAGGUUCUGAGUCGGGGCAGCUGGCACAGUCUGCUCUUCCAUGGAUACCUGCUCGCCAUCCUCCUGCUGGGGAUGGUGCUGAACUUCCUCGUCAGUAUCUCGGCUCUGUGUGUCUCGCCGCUUUCUGCUGCACUGCUCCACUCAGCACGUCAGGUGGUGCAGCCUUUCCUUCUUCUGUAGUAUCACUUUAAAGGACUGUACCAGUGCAACACAUUCACAUCAAUGCAAACAGUGUUUUUUUGUAUUCUAAGGAGUAGAACAAGUUGCCUAUUUCAACUUUAUACAUUUAUACCUCCAUGUAGUGGCCCUGGUUACAUUUCACUAAACCCAGAAGGACAAUUCAGAUAACACAAGGGGAGGGGCAACUUGUGUCGUUUGUUAUUGGACAGAACCCAAGACUGAAUGACAGUUCAAUGUCAGUACUGUUGCAGUGUUUGGAUCCUCAGGGCCAACAUGACCUAUGCUACUCAGGCAUGUGCAUAUUUUCAGCUAAGAUAAAAUGCAGAAUGAGUAAUUGUAAACAGCAUAAGAAAACACAUAAGCUACUGAUUUAUCCUUGGGUCUAAAAGUGUUGAGACCAGUUAGACUUCAUCUUAAUUCAUGAAAGAUAAUUUCGGUACAGGACAGGAAAUCGUGUACAGAAUCCUCCCAAGACUAAACCACAUGAAUGAUUGACAGACUGUGAACGCUAUCUGACAAUGGAAGUGUGUACAUGUGGAUCAGAAAGUAUAACGUCAUUUAGAGAAGGUGACAUCGAAAUAACACGAAAAAAAACCCACUUGCUUCCUAAUGUAUAUUUAUGAAAAACAGACAAUAAUUGUGGAUAAUCCAUAAAUAAUGAAAAAGGAGUUCUUUAUCACAGACAUCUGGAUGCUGUUGUCAGACCACUAACUGACUAACAACAACAGUAACUGAGAGAUUGAAGUUCCUUUGUUUCACCAAACUAAUUUUCAACUGCAGCUUUGUGGAAGUUGUCCUUGGACGACAAGGUGAGAAGAGAAAACACUGAGUUCCACUUUAUUUGUCCUGGACACAACAGUUGAACCAAACUGGACAGUUUUAUUUCAGCUGUAAUCCUUGACUGGAUGAAUAUUUAACCAGAGGAGGUUGACCUUAAGUGAAUGUGACAGCAGUGAUCUGUCAGAUAACUGGCCACAAUGAGGAGGGAGUCAAAUGUUGCCCAUUGCAAUUUCUGACAGUAAGUUAUCAGAAACUGAAUUAAACAAUAAGCUAUUAAUGUUCAGCUUUUUCCAAAUGUGUAGUGUUUAUGUAUUUAUAUUAAGUAAAUAUUUUAUCAUUUUAAAUGUUGAGUGAUGGUGAAACAAAGAGAAUCUGUUUACAUUUAACUGAAAUAACACUCAAAUAAAUUAACUUGCAAAAAUAUUUAUUCCGUUACUAACUUAAGAAUGUAAGUGCAGUUAAAAAACAUCAGUACAUGUAUUUCAACAUUAGCAGCAUGAAUAUUCACUGUAGAAAAAUUGUAUCAUUUCACUUUUAGUUACCGUCCAAAAAACAUUGAUUUACUGAGCUUUUACAUCACAAGACAAGACUUUCAGAGUAUCAUGAAAAAAAAAUUACAAAAACUUGUUCUGCAGAUUCAUGGCAACUCAUCCGUUUGUUCAGUGCAACCAAAACUGAAGACUAAUGCAUUUCUUUACACACUGCCACAAAUAUGACCCCAUCACAGAAAACUGAUGGGGCCAUCAAUCUGAAAUGUGCAUUAAUGAAAUGUUUUAAUGUGUGACAUGUAUUUUUUUUCCUAUUAAAUUCUUGCCUUUU